Molecule: messenger RNA, 903 nt
Organism: Talaromyces proteolyticus
Lineage: Eukaryota; Fungi; Ascomycota; Eurotiomycetes; Eurotiales; Trichocomaceae
Exons: 2
Coding region: 1-903 (300 amino acids)
Source: RefSeq, a predicted model, not a curated record
AUGGCAACACAUCUGGAUCUCAACAUCGAUGCGUUGAAAUAUCCGGAUCCAGGCGAAGAAAAGAAGUCGGGGAGCAAGUUGUUAUCGAGGGUAAUUCCAUUCAAGAGUUCCCAUUCGAAGACAUCGACUAGCGACCCAUCUAUCCCAAGAGAAUAUCUGCUAAGCGACUAUAAAAUAUUCCUUAUCCUUCGAGACUUCCUUCAACCGGGAAGCACUAUUAAACCGGACGAUGCCGUGAGUAGUGCUCUCGAGGUCUUUCCAGUUGGAUACUCAGACCUGCGUUCCUUGAACACGGUCUGUCUUGAGCUUGCUGAACAAAUACCUUAUGAUCAUCCAUCUCAAUUGAAACUCGCCAGCUUCUUGUGGCUCGUCGGGAGAAGAUCUAAACGGGUUGCUAAAUUGCAGUCAAAGGAAAAGCCGAUAGCAACAGAAAACUUCUACCAGCAUUUGAGCGAAGAUAUAUCAGAUAAUCUUGCGGAUCCAGGAGAUGACGAUACUGAGCCUGUUCGGUAUAUUAAUUUUCAAUCAUUUCUUGCACAUCUCAUGGGGCUAGGGCUUUUCCACGCAGAUACGCACGAUGCUGAACGCGCAAUGCGCCUGGCCUUUGAACAAGACCAUGCUGACGAAAGUAUUGUGAUCCAUGAUGCGUGGAUCCUUGGUGCCGCACAGUGGAUUUUAUGGUACGGCCAAGAACUGUUCAAGUUACUUCUAUGGAAAGAAAAUGGAGAAGAGGCUUUCGAGAAAGACAAAACUGGAUCAACAAUAUUGAAGAAGUGGGACUCUUGGAAAGGGAAAUUCGAAGAGGCCACCGGGGAAUCUGGAGGACAUGGAGAUGAAUGUAGAAAGGUGGCGAAAAGGGCUGUAGAGAUUAUGGCAGUCCUGGAGAGAGUGAUGCCGUGUUAG